AUGCCUAUGAUGAAUGGUCUGUUUUCUAGGUCACCACAGAAGGAUGACGAAUAUGUGGAUGACUUAUCCAGGGACGUUGAAAACAUGAGUUUUGGUGCUCCGUCUACACCAAAGAAGAACACAAAACAGGAUGGAUCUUUUAUGCACAUUUGUUCCCCCGAUAGAAACACAGAGCAAGUAGAUUUAGAUUUAUUUCCGAGAAACAACAAGGAGAAUACCCCUAGUGGGUCGCCUAAUAAAUAUACAUCUAGGGGUUACAGACAAAAUAAUUUGUUUCAAUCACGGUUAGAUCGGGAAUUUUACACCAAAGCGAAUGGGCCUAAAACCAAGCGUUUGGUUACAGUUUGUCAGAUGUACUUUCUAGAUUACUACUGUGAUAUGUUUGACUAUGUGAUCAAUAGGCAACAAAGAAUUGCUCAAGUUGAACGCUCUUUAGCUACUCUACCACCUGAAGAAGCCAAUGCUCAAUGGAAGAACUACGUUGGACGUGAGAGAGCAUUUUUAAGGAAAAGACGUAGUAAACCCAAACAUAAAGAUUUUGACAUUAUCACACAAGUUGGACAGGGUGGGUAUGGCCAAGUUUUUCUUUCCAAGAAAAAAGACACCAAAGAAAUCUGCGCCUUGAAAGUUUUGAACAAGAAACUGUUGAACAGAUCAGAUGAGACUAGGCAUGUGCUUACAGAAAGGGAUAUUCUAACAAACACUAGGUCUGAGUGGCUAGUGAAACUAUUCUAUGCAUUUCAAGAUGCUGAGAAUGUUUAUAUGGCAAUGGAAUUUGUCCCCGGUGGAGAUUUUCGUACGUUGUUGAACAACGCCGGGUACCUAAAUCAUCAGCAUGCCAAAUUUUAUAUAUCCGAGAUGUUUGCAUCUGUUAAUGCACUACACCAGCUAGGAUUCACUCAUAGAGAUUUAAAGCCUGAAAACUUCCUUAUUGAUGCAAAGGGUCACAUUAAGUUAACAGAUUUUGGUUUGGCUGCUGGCUCUGUCUCUAACGAUAGAAUUGAGUCUAUGAAAUUGAGAUUGAAUCAGGUGAAAGAUUUAGAGUAUAAGCCAAUUGAAAGUAAAUUGAGUGAACGUCAGAAAAUGUACCGUCUACUACGUACAAAGGAUGUACAAUAUGCUCACUCAAUGGUGGGCUCUCCAGAUUACAUGGCCUUGGAGGUCCUGGAAGGAAAACCUUACGAUUAUACCGUUGACUAUUGGUCUUUGGGAUGUAUGCUAUUUGAAGCUAUUGUUGGAUAUACCCCCUUUUCUGGUCGCUCUUCUGAUGAAACCUAUACCAAUUUAAAGAGGUGGAAAAGUGUGUUGCGUAGACCCGUCUAUGACAAUGGACAAUAUGUGUUCAGCGACAGAACAUGGCAAUUGAUCACUAGAUUAAUAGCCUCCCCUAAUGAAAGAUUGAGAUCAUUUAAACAAGUUAUUGAAAUGCCUUACUUUGCGGAAGUAAGGUGGGAUACAUUAAGAGAAGUUGUUCCUCCAUUCAUUCCACAAUUGGAUAACGAGAUUGAUGCUGGCUAUUUCGAUGAUUUUGAGAAUGAAGAGGACCUGGCAAAGUAUAAGGAAGUUAUGGAGAAGAGAGCACGGGAUGAACACAAUGCAAUGAGUGUUAAGGGAGAUCCGAAAAACUUUGUUGGUUUUACCUUUAAGCAUAAGGGGAAUCCAGGAACGAAUCCAAACAACAUUCUGACACCUAUAAUGCUAAACGGUAGAAGUAGUGAUAGGACACAUUACCACCGUUAUAACUCCCCAUUCAGUACUUUAUAUUAA
Molecule: messenger RNA, 1767 nt
Organism: Pichia kudriavzevii
Lineage: Eukaryota; Fungi; Ascomycota; Pichiomycetes; Pichiales; Pichiaceae
Exons: 1
Coding region: 1-1767 (588 amino acids)
Biological process (GO): intracellular signal transduction; peptidyl-serine phosphorylation
Cellular component (GO): spindle pole body
Molecular function (GO): protein serine/threonine kinase activity; ATP binding
Source: RefSeq, a predicted model, not a curated record